AUGAAUGGUCCCAUCCCUGUUCCACAUGCGUGGUAUCAGCCAGGUGGCCUCCUCAUUGGUGGGAUUUCCUCUCAUCUCACUUUCUCUCUUGAUGAAAGAUUAUAUGAAGGCGAUCCUUCCAAGACGCAGAUUAGAAUUCUAGAUGUGACAACAAAAUUUUACCAGCACAUCCUAGCCUUGGCAUUUGCUGUGAAUGAGAUCAAUGUGAAUCUCCAGUUGUUGCCCAAUAUCACACUUGGAUUUCACAUCCUUGACAGCUAUAGCAAUGCACAGAUGACGUAUCGUACCACUCUAGAACUGCUGUUCAAAUCACAUCGAUUUGUCCCCAACUACAAAUGUGACACCCAGAAAAAACUCAUAGGCAUCAUUGGAGGACUUGGCUUUGAUACGUCUUCUUGUAUGGCCGACAUUUUAAGUUUCUACAAAAUGCCACAGCUUCAUCAAUUUCUUCAAUGGAUCUCAUUCAACAACUCAGCUGGAGAAAUGGUGUCCUUUAAUGAUCGAAGGGAAACCGAAGGUGGAUUUGACAUCAUUAAUUUGGUCACCUUCCCCAAUGCCUCCUUCCAGAAAGUGAAAGUUGGAAAAGUUGAUCCCAAUGCUCCUGAAGGAGAAGAAUUCAUCAUUAAUGGUGAUAUGAUUCUCUGGCACAGAGGGUUUAACCAGAAGCCAAAACCCACAGUAUGUAAAAGAAUAACAACGUACAUAUCUCAUUGUAACUCUUUCCAUGCUUAUGGGCAGGUGCUUCCCCUUUCUGUGUGCAAUGAAUGCUGCCAGCCUGGCAAUCAGAAGAAAAGGAAGGAAGGGGAGAAGUUUUGCUGCUAUGAUUGUGAUCCAUGCCCAGAUGGGAAGAUUUCAAAUGAGACAGAUACGGAUGACUGCUUCAACUGCCCGGAGGAUCAAUAUCCAAACAAACACAACAAUGGGUGCAUCCACAAAACCUUAAUAUUUCUGUCGUAUCAAGAACCUUUGGGAUUAAGUUUAUCCUCCAUUGCUGUUUCUUUCUCCUUGAUCACAGCCAUAGUGUUGGGAACUUUUUUAAAGCACAAAGAGAGCCCCAUAGUCAAAGCCAACAACCGGGGCCUCACCUACACUCUCCUCAUCUCUCUCCUGCUCUGCUUCUUAUCCUCUUUGCUCUUCCUUGGCCAUCCUGGGGAAGUGACGUGUCUCAUCCGACAAGCAGCUUUUGGCAUCGUCUUUUCAGUGGCCAUUUCUUCUGUCCUUGCCAAAACCACCAUAGUUUCUCUAGCCUUCAUAGCCACAAAACCUGGUUCUCGGAUGAAGAAAUGGCUGGGGAAAAGACUGGCUUGUUCCAUCGUCAUGUCCUGUUCCAUUAUUCAAGCAAGCGUUUGUGUUGUGUGGCUGGCCACCUCUCCCCCAUUCCCUGAUGUCGACAUGCACUCAGAAACUGAAGAAAUCAUUGUGCAAUGUAAUGAAGGGUCCGAGACCAUGUUUUAUUCUGUCCUGAGCUACAUGUGGCUCUUGGCCAUCACCAGCUUCAUCAUGGCCUUCCUAGCACGCAAAUUGCCAGAUAGUUUUAAUGAAGCCAAAUUUAUCACAUUCAGCAUGUUGGUUUUUUGCAGUGUGUGGGUCACCUUUGUUCCCACCUACCUGUCCACAAGAGGAAAAGACAUGGUGGCUGUGGAGAUCUUCUCCAUCUUGUCCUCCGCUGCUGGAUUACUGGGUUGUAUCUUUUUGCCUAAAUGCUACACAAUUCUGCUGAGGCCUGAGCUGAACAGCAGGGAACAACUCAUAAGGAGAAAGGGUUGA
Elgaria multicarinata webbii is the source of this 1767-nucleotide messenger RNA. Its product is annotated as vomeronasal type-2 receptor 26-like. The transcript has 6 exons. Gene Ontology annotation, biological process: G protein-coupled receptor signaling pathway. Gene Ontology annotation, molecular function: G protein-coupled receptor activity. Bases 1 to 1767 code for a protein of 588 amino acids. The record is from RefSeq and is a predicted model, not a curated record. Gene Ontology annotation, cellular component: plasma membrane. NCBI's taxonomy places the organism in Eukaryota, Metazoa, Chordata, Lepidosauria, Squamata, Anguidae.